Arvicola amphibius (Eurasian water vole) is the source of this 1860-nucleotide messenger RNA. RefSeq names its product solute carrier family 6 member 3 (gene Slc6a3). Bases 1 to 1860 code for a protein of 619 amino acids. The transcript has 14 exons. Lineage: Eukaryota; Metazoa; Chordata; Mammalia; Rodentia; Cricetidae. The record is from RefSeq and is a predicted model, not a curated record. Gene Ontology annotation, biological process: sodium ion transmembrane transport; dopamine uptake involved in synaptic transmission. Gene Ontology annotation, molecular function: dopamine:sodium symporter activity; norepinephrine:sodium symporter activity. Gene Ontology annotation, cellular component: plasma membrane; neuron projection; presynaptic membrane.
AUGAGUAAGAACAAAUGCUCCGUGGGACCAAUGUCCUCUGUGGUGGCCCCGGCUAAAGAGGCCAAUGCCAUGGGCCCCAGAGAGGUGGAGCUCAUCCUUGUCAAGGACCAGAAUGGAGUGCAGCUGACCAACUCCACCCUCAUCAACCCACCACAGACACCAGUGGAGGCUCAGGAGCGGGAGACCUGGAGCAAGAAAAUUGAUUUCCUGCUCUCGGUCAUCGGCUUCGCUGUGGACCUCGCCAAUGUCUGGCGGUUUCCCUACCUGUGCUACAAAAAUGGUGGAGGUGCCUUCCUGGUACCCUACCUGCUCUUCAUGGUUAUUGCUGGGAUGCCCCUCUUCUACAUGGAGCUGGCCCUUGGGCAGUUCAACAGAGAAGGAGCUGCUGGCGUCUGGAAGAUCUGCCCUAUCCUGAAAGGUGUGGGCUUCACGGUCAUCCUCAUUUCUUUCUACGUGGGCUUCUUCUACAACGUCAUCAUCGCGUGGGCUCUGCACUACUUCUUCUCCUCCUUCACCAUGGACCUCCCGUGGAUCCACUGCAACAACACCUGGAACAGCCCUAACUGCUCCGACGCCCACGCCAGCAACUCUAGCGAUGGCCUGGGCCUCAAUGACACCUUCGGGACCACGCCUGCUGCGGAGUACUUUGAGCGUGGUGUGCUGCACCUCCACCAGAGCAGUGGUAUUGAUGACCUGGGCCCUCCACGGUGGCAGCUUACAGCCUGUCUGGUGCUGGUCAUUGUCUUGCUCUACUUCAGCCUGUGGAAGGGAGUAAAGACCUCAGGAAAGGUGGUGUGGAUCACAGCUACCAUGCCUUACGUGGUCCUCACUGCCCUGCUACUGCGUGGAGUCACCCUCCCUGGAGCUCUGGAUGGCAUCAAAGCAUACCUCAGUGUGGAUUUUUACCGGCUCUGUGAGGCAUCUGUGUGGAUCGAUGCUGCCACCCAGGUGUGUUUCUCCCUGGGCAUUGGUUUUGGGGUGCUGAUUGCCUUCUCCAGUUACAAUAAGUUCACCAACAACUGCUAUAGAGAUGCAAUCAUCACCACAUCUAUUAACUCCCUGACAAGCUUCUCCUCUGGCUUCGUUGUCUUCUCCUUCCUGGGAUACAUGGCACAGAAGCACAAUGUGCCCAUCGGAGAUGUGGCCACAGAUGGACCUGGAUUGAUCUUCAUCAUCUACCCUGAAGCAAUCGCCACACUCCCGCUGUCCUCCGCCUGGGCUGCUGUCUUCUUCCUCAUGCUGCUCACUCUGGGCAUCGACAGUGCAAUGGGAGGCAUGGAGUCUGUGAUCACUGGGCUUGUUGAUGAGUUCCAGCUACUUCAUCGGCACCGAGAGCUCUUCACUCUUGGCAUUGUCCUGGCCACCUUCCUGCUGUCUCUCUUCUGCGUCACCAAUGGUGGCAUCUACGUCUUCACACUGCUGGACCAUUUUGCAGCUGGCACAUCCAUCCUCUUUGGGGUGCUCAUUGAAGCCAUUGGGGUGGCCUGGUUCUAUGGUGUCAAGCAAUUCAGCGACGACAUCAAGCAGAUGACAGGGCAGAGACCCAACCUGUACUGGCGGCUAUGCUGGAAGCUGGUCAGUCCCUGCUUCCUUCUGUAUGUGGUCGUGGUCAGUAUUGUGACCUUCAGACCCCCACACUAUGGAGACUACAUCUUCCCAGACUGGGCCAAUGCACUGGGCUGGAUCAUCGCUACAUCCUCAAUGGCUAUGGUGCCCAUUUAUGCCACCUAUAAGUUCUGCAGCCUGCCAGGGUCCUUCCGAGAGAAACUGGCCUAUGCCAUCACACCUGAGAAAGACCGCCAGCUAGUGGACAGAGGGGAGGUGCGCCAAUUCACGCUACGCCACUGGCUGUUGGUGUAA